AUGUCAAUACUUCUAGGUGUUGCAGCCUUGACGGCCACUGCUAUUGCGCAGAGCUCAAGCUGUCCAGCAGGCUCAUUGCCUGCAAACCAGAGGCUUGAAUGGACUCCUUGUCCUGUCAACGCCUACGGCGAGGACGGACAGCCAUAUUAUGCACCAACACUCGAAUGCUCAACCAUUGACGUGCCACUUGAUUAUACAAACAGUGGCUCGGAAAUCCUGACACUCCCACUUGUUCGAGUACCGUCCAACAGCUCGACACCACUCAACAGGACGAUCAUUUUCAAUCCUGGUGGCCCAGGAGCGAGUGGUAUUGACAGUCUGAUAGGUUUCGCAGAUGAUCUGCAGGCAGUAUCUGGUGGAGGAUAUCAUCUUGUUUCCUUCGAUCCUCGAGGCGUGGGUCUGACGUAUCCAUAUCUUUGCCCGAUCGCAGAUGUGGCCAUACCCUAUUCCUCUCGUCCUAUCACUGACCCCAACGGACUCAAUGCAACAUACUACGCCAAUGCCAUUCAAGGCGAGCUCUGCGCGCAAUCUCCUUAUGCAGAACAGGGACAGUUUCUCGGAACAGCCUUUGUGGCAAGAGACAUUGAUGCUAUUGCGCAGGCAAUUGGAGAAGAUGGGAGAAUAAGAUACUGGGGCAUGAGUUAUGGCACUUUGCUGGGCUCGACUAUUGCGGCGAUGUUCCCGGACAAAAUCGAUCGCAUGGUUUUGGAUGGCAACAUUAAUCCUACCGACUACUACCACGGCCUUGGUGAUGAAGCGGCCGACGACGUUGACCGAGAACUCGCAUUCUUCUUCGAUUCAUGUGCUCAAGCUGGGCCUGAUUAUUGUCCUCUUUCGGGCCCACAAUCGACCGGACCUGUCUUGCAAGCUGUCUUCUACGACUUUCUGAAUGGUAUAAAUAACGGCACGUAUGCUCUACGAGAUAGAAAUGGUGUUCGAAUCUCCUACAAGCGCAUAAAGAGUUCACUCUUCUCGUACCUCUACAGUGCGGCUAAUUUCCCUGAUCUGGCUGCCUCAAUUUUCAAUCUUUACCUGGCUACGCAGCCAGGUACGUCAUCUACUUCAGGCAAGAGACAGGAGCAGCAAGAGUUCAAUGUCACGGAACGGCUUGGUCUUGCUCAGUAUCCUAACGUUCUUACAGCCAUAACUUGCGGAGAAUGGGAUGAGAUUCCAGCUGGCGACCUCAAUGAUUUUCGAGAACUCGUCAGCAUAUACGAAGAAAGAAGUACUUUCGGAGGAGAUCAGCUCAUAGGUAUCGUCUUCGCAUGCGCAACGUGGAAUGUGACGGCGAGGGAGAGAUUUGGUGGUGAAUUCCAGAAUAUCAGGACAGGCGCACCGAUCCUGUUUGUCAAUUCAGACAAGGACCCUGUAACACCUCUGAUCUCUGCACAGAACUCAAGUUCGGGUUUCGUGGACAGCAGAGUGCUACAACACACAGGCGCUGGUCAUUGUUCGACCGCACACCCAUCCAACUGUGUGCAGGAAAAGAUCAGAUCUUACUGGCAAACUGGAACUAUCCCUGACGUUAGUGAGAUAUGCCAGCCAAACGUCGCAAAUCCCUUGGUGGAAGAUGUUCGCACUCCGAUCAAUGUCACGGACCGUACCAACCAGACAACCACCAACGAGGAUGAAGAGCGCUUCAGCAGGGCGGUAUCACACCUGGCAGAUCUGCUAGGUUCGAGCAAGACAUCAUCAUUCGAGUUUCCAACGGAAAUCCUGGAACGUGCUAAGACGAAGAGAAGCAUCAGCGCGCCUCUGUUCGGUCGACAAGCAACAGCAAGUGCUUCUUGUACCUCGAUGACCGCCGUACCGUCAUCACCGCCUAUCACGGGUGGGAGCUCUUCGAGUGCUACCAGUGCAGCUGGCAGAUUGCCUACUGCCUCAGGUGGUCUUGUCCUCAGCGUGCUGCUCGGAGCAUUAUGUAUAUUCAUGUAA
Messenger RNA from Lithohypha guttulata, 1935 nucleotides. RefSeq lists its product as uncharacterized. The transcript has 2 exons. The record is from RefSeq and is a predicted model, not a curated record. NCBI's taxonomy places the organism in Eukaryota, Fungi, Ascomycota, Eurotiomycetes, Chaetothyriales, Trichomeriaceae. Bases 1 to 1935 code for a protein of 644 amino acids.